This is a messenger RNA of Linum trigynum, 2640 nucleotides long. Lineage: Eukaryota; Viridiplantae; Streptophyta; Magnoliopsida; Malpighiales; Linaceae. The record is from the annotation of a GenBank genome assembly.
CGGCAUUUAUUCCCGAGGAAGAGAAAAGAGAGGUGCUUUAGUUUUUUUGGGUAUUGUACCAGGAAAGUAUGACAAUGUCUUAGUCAGGGGGGAAUAGUUGAAGAAAGAUAUUGGGCUUUUUGGGCAGAGUUGGAUUCGGAACCCGAAACCUGCCAGGAGUUUAGAGUUUUCAGGAUUUCGUGUGUUUUUACAUUGUUUGUACGAUGGGGGAUGGAUUGUUUACAUAGUGAAGAGGAAAAAAGGAGGUCGUAGAACUUUUUUGUGUUCAGUUCAGAUGGGAAACAAUUGUGUUCAAGCAAAAGGUGCACAAGCACUUGCCGGAGGAAUAUGCAAUCCAGAAUGGUGGUCAAAUUCAACAGUUGGCAUGCUGAAACCAACCAAGACACACAAGAAGAACAUUGAACCUGGCAAUGUUGUUAAUUCUGGAAAGGUUCCUCAUAAGCCUCCCAAGCAAAUGAAGAUGGAGAAGAAGCCAUGCGAGAAGAAAGAGGAGGAGAAACAUGUGGCAGUAGAUCCCGAGAAGGCUCCAAAGUCGCUCGAAGAGAAGAACGCAGAAGCCAAGAUGUCUCAUGAAGAACCACCAAAUAAGGUUGUUAGAGAAAAGAGUCAUUCCCCACCACACAAGCCCAAGAAGGAGCCCAAUCAGAAUCAGGUUCUACAGAAAUUUGCUAUAUCACCACCAUCACAGGAUCAAGCUAAGGUGGCAAUCCAGCAGUCACAACCUCCAUUGGACGUGGCUGAUGUAACAAUGGUCAGGCUACCACUUCAGCCACUGCAAACUCAGGCUCCUCAAGCUCUGGUGGGAAUUCAGUCACAGUCAAAGAAACAGCAACCGAAGUCAAAAACUGUUGAAGCCAAGAAUCCAGGUGGGGAAGUUGCAGGGCUUCAAACUGAUUCAGUGUUGAAAACCAAGACGGGGCACUUGAAGGAGUACUUCAACUUGGGAAGAAAGCUUGGCCAUGGUCAAUUUGGGACCACUUUCUUGUGUGUGGAGAAGGGAACCAAGAAGCACUAUGCUUGCAAAUCCAUUGCAAAGAGGAAGUUGUUGACCAUGGAUGACGUGGAGGAUGUGAGGAGAGAGAUCGAGAUCAUGCAUCAUUUGUCUGGUCACCCUAACAUCAUACGAAUCAAGUCGGCUUAUGAAGAUUCUGUAGCGGUUCAUGUGGUGAUGGAGCUUUGUUCCGGUGGUGAGUUGUUCGAUAGAAUCAUUAAGAGAGGGCAUUAUACAGAAAGGAAAGCUGCAGAGAUCACUAGGACUAUAUUUGGUGUGAUACAGACUUGUCAUUCACUUGGUGUCAUGCAUAGGGAUCUCAAGCCUGAGAAUUUCCUGUUGAUUGAUGAGAAUGAAGAGUCUCCUCUCAAGGCUAUCGAUUUCGGACUAUCUGUCUUCUUCAAACCCGGGCAGGUUUUCAAUGACGUGGUUGGAAGCCCUUACUAUGUUGCACCAGAAGUUUUGAGGAAAAGGUAUGGUCCUGAAGCUGACGUUUGGAGUGCUGGAGUUAUGGUCUACAUUCUCUUGAGUGGGGGGCCUCCAUUUUGGGCAGAAACUGAGGAUGAGAUUUUCCAGGAGGUUUUGCAUGGGGAGUUAGACUUCACCGCAUAUCCAUGGCCUCAUAUUUCAGAUAGUGCGAAAGAGAUAGUGAAAAAAAUGCUUGUUAGGGAUCCAAAGAAGAGGAUAAGCACCCAUGAAGUUCUUUGCCACCCGUGGGUGAGAGAAGAUGGAGUGGCUCCAGACAAGCCUCUUGAUCCAGCUGUGUUGUCACGUUUGAAGCAGUUCUCUGCUAUGAACAAGCUAAAGAAAAUGGCUCUCAGAGUAAUUGCAGAGAAGUUGUCUGAAGAAGAGAUUGCAGGAUUGAGAGAGAUGUUUAAGAUGAUCGACACAGAUAACAGUGAUUCCAUUACCUUUGAGGAACUCAAAGUUGGACUCAAAAAGUUUGGCGCAAACAUUGACGAGUCUGAAAUCUAUGACCUUAUGCAAGCGGCUGAUAUUGACAAUAGUGGAACAAUCGAUUAUGCGGAGUUCGUAGCUGCAACACUGCAUCUGAAUAAAGUUGAGAGGGAAGACCAUCUGUUUGCGGCCUUUUCAUACUUUGACAAGGAUGGGAGUGGCUACAUAACUAUUGAUGAGCUCCAGCAAGCAUGCAAUGAGUUUGGCAUGGAGGAUGUCUGUUUGGAAGAGAUGAUUCGAGAAGUAGAUCAGGAUAAUGAUGGUCGCAUAGAUUACAAUGAGUUUGUUGCAAUGAUGCAAGUGGGCAAUGCUGAGAUCGGUAAGAAGGAGGUGCAAGGUAAAAAUGUAGGGAUUUCAUUUAGGGAGGCAGUGCCAGUUUGCUGAGAGAUGAAGUUUGUUUGUUAUUUUAGUCAAGCUUCUUCUAAUCUACUGAUUCGUUCCUUUUUUUUCAUUUAUAUCUCAUAUUAGGGUUUUGGUUUUGAUUCCAAAUCUCAUUUUGAUAGAUUUAUUUAAACAAUUCACACUUCAUGACACAUGUAAGGUGUUGGUAAUGAUGUGUUGAGAGAUCCCCACACAAGAAAUUUAUUGUUUUUCAAUGUUCUAAUUCAUUUUUUCUUUUUGUCCGGAUUGAUAAUCAUUAAUCGGUCUCUUUUUUAAAUUGAUCUAAAUUUUAAUACAUACCAUUAAGUCUU